ACAGGGAAUAGGUGCAGAGCGGACAGAUGCGUACUGCAAUGCUUGCUUUGCUUUGCGUGCUCUCAGGCUCAGCGAUAGGGUGGGUUUGGCACUGCAUGGAGCGACGGAACCUGCACGUCUCUUGUACUGCUCGCAAGCAAACACCUGCUUGCUAGAAAAAUAGCCUGGGUUGUCCUUUAGGCACUGCUUGCUAGGAAGAUAGCCUCUACGAAUAGAGGGAGUUCGCGGAUAAGGGAUGGCUGACGAAUGGAAUGGAAGUACGCGCAAGUUUGGGGAUAGCGAGGACUAGAACCGUUAUUUAAAACUAUUUAAGGUCAGCUGUAGUCUCCGCCUUUUGCGGACAGCCGGCAAAUGGAAUGGACGUCAUCAACGGCAGCUGGAAGCUCGUCAGGUCGAUUAGCCGCAUCGGACGGACCAGAGGACGAGACGACGACCGGGUGAUCGAGAUAGGAGCGCCAACGAGCGUGAGCCACGUCACGCACGUCACCUUCGACCGCUUCCAGGGCUUCCUCGGCCUCCCGGACGACUUCCAGGGGGAACUGCCCGCACGAGCCCCCAGCGCCAGUCGCUCUGUGUUCGGGGUGCGCCCAGAGACGCUGCACUGCUCUUAUGACGCAGAGGGUAACCAGGUGCCGGACAUUCUGCUGCGGCUGCAGGCGCUGCUCUACGACAAGAAUGGGCUGCAGACAGAGGGGAUAUUUCGAGUGGCAGCACAGAACGACCAUGAGGACUGGAUCCGAGAGCAGGUCAACAUGGGACUUGUGCCGGAGAACAUUGAUGUGCACGCCAUCGCUGGCCUUAUCAAGGCAUGGUUCAGGGAACUACCAGAGGGAUUGCUGGACAGGCUACACCCCAACAAGGUGGCAGCAGCAGAGAAGGAGGAGCAGAUGCUGGCUCUAGUGGCCACGCUGCCGGGCAUGCAGGCGGGCAUGCUGGAGUGGGUGGUGGGGCUCAUGGCGGACGUGGUGCAGCAGGAGGCGAGGAACAAGAUGAAUGCGCACAACAUUGCCGUGGUGUUCGCGCCCAAUAUGACCCAGGUGGUGGACCCUCUAAUAGGCUUCAAGCACGUGAUCAAGGUGAUGGAUGUCCUGAGAGUGCUCGUGCAGCGCAAAGUGCAGCAGAGAAUAGACAACCCCCCGCCACCCCCUCCUCCUCUCCUGGACGAAACGGCUCAAGAUGAACCUGAAGAGGAGGAGAGGGGGGAGGAAGCAGAUGGGCACGACGCCUCUGUGGGUCCAGCAGAACAGGGAGGGCAGGAAGGGGGGGAUGAUGAUGGGUAUCAGCAUCAGAGGCAUGAAGGGGGGGUUGAGGGGGUCUUUCAGCAUCAGGGGCAUGGAGUGUACGGAGGGCAUGAGAGGGGGGAUGAUGAGGUGUAUCAACAUGAGGAGGGGUAUGAAGAGUACAGAGAUCAUGCAGAGGAGCAGCAAGAGGGGCCGUUUUCAGAUGAGUGCAUGACGCCAGUGGGUGAGGAUGACCGAGACACGCCCAUUGCCAGACCUCUAGUUCCCGAGCCUCUCCUUCCGGACCACCUUCUCUCCAAACCUCUUGCUGAGCCUCCUGCUGAGCUUCCUGCCGAGCCUCCGUUUGGUUCUCCAGGCAGGCUUGCAGAACGGAGAGGCGGAGCGGCGGGGGAAGGAGGAGGAGGAGGAGGGGAGAUAGCAUCAGCAAGACUUUCUCCUCCCUCCAGGGGAGGAGGAGAGGGGGAGGGGGGAGGUGUGGGAAUGGAAGGAGGGCAGAGAGGAGGAAGAGGGGGUUGGGCGAGGGAGCAGCGGGAGGGGGGCACAGGGAAUAAGAGGCGCUAGCGCAGUUGAUUCUAGUAGUUUAACCACUGUAGCUCGCCUUACCUUAGAGAGCCGCACGCCUAUUCCUGUGUGCAGGAGCGAGGAGAUCCAGGGAACGGGAUGCAUGCUAGAGCAUAGGCUUGAGAACAGGCUCGGAGACAGGCUCGGAGUAGGUUCGGUGAUUGGUGGGGGCAGGGGCAGGGGAAGAGUGGGUAGCAGGAUGGGAGUGCCCAGCUGUCAAAGCCAGGAUAAUCC
This is a messenger RNA of Closterium sp. NIES-67, 2036 nucleotides long. NCBI's taxonomy places the organism in Eukaryota, Viridiplantae, Streptophyta, Zygnematophyceae, Desmidiales, Closteriaceae. The record is from the annotation of a GenBank genome assembly.